Messenger RNA from Beauveria bassiana ARSEF 2860, 603 nucleotides. RefSeq names its product PCI domain-containing protein. NCBI's taxonomy places the organism in Eukaryota, Fungi, Ascomycota, Sordariomycetes, Hypocreales, Cordycipitaceae. The record is from RefSeq and is a predicted model, not a curated record. Bases 1 to 603 code for a protein of 200 amino acids. The transcript has 3 exons.
AUGUUCGCCAAGGCCCUCAUCUUCGCUCUCGCCACUGCUGGUGCUGUUACCGCCCAGGCCCAGGUUCAGAAUUACACCAGCUCGCUCGACAUGCAGCUUGACCCCAACCAGGCCACUGCUCAGGAACGCGCCCAGUGGUGCAGCGCCGAGACCAACAGUUGCUCGCAGCUCUGCGGUAACACCGAGUCUAAGAACGACUGCUCUGCUACUGACCUCAAGUACAACUGCCUCUGCUCCAACGGCAGCGCUCCUGGACUCCAGUACUAUUCCCAGACGAUGCCUACCUUUAUCUGCCAGAAGCUCUUUGAUCUCUGCAACACCAACAACGUCGGCAAUGCCAGAAACCAAGAGGCCUGCAAAACCAACAUCAUGUCGCACUGCGGUACCCUGGACCCUACUAAGGCCUCCACGGGCGGCUCCAGCAGCAGCAGCACUUCCGGCUCCUCCUCCACUGGCUCCUCCAAGCCUACCAGCACUGCCGGUGACAGCGGUUCCGCCUCGACGACUAGCAGCAGCAGGGCCAUUGCCGCUCCCACCAUGGCCGCCGGCCAGGGUAUCGCCGCCGCUGCCGCCGCCGUCGGUGUCUUUGCUUAUCUCAUUUAA